AUGGGAUUAGUAGUUUGACAGCCGGCAUCGUGACAAUUGGUUGGAAUAUUCCACAAAACAUGGGGCCAUUGUUCGUAAAUAUUUUCCUUAACUGUUUGCUAGGCAUUGCGCUUCAAGCAGUUGGUAGUCAGGCCUCAGACAUCAACGAUUCCCACUUUAUUGCUGGCGUAGUGGAAUUUCGACCAGACUUUAUUGGCCUAACGACCGAGCAAUUGAUUGCCAAACACACAGAGGCAUACAUAGAGAUACUCUCAUCACCUGAGGCGCUAGAGACUGAUAUUGUAGUCUUUCCGGAGAGCACACUUAACAAUGAAUUUAAUACGACCUAUGUACCAGCACCUGAGGAAGUUGUCAUACCAUGUUUGCUGGCUAAUCAAAGCAGUCGCUAUGAGCCCUAUUUGAUCGCGCUUUCCUGUGCAGCCCGAGACAAUCGCAAAUAUGUGAUCAUUAAUUUGACGGAGAAGGAAGAUUGCGCAGCCAACGCAGCCGUCGAUCCACGGCCUUGUGCCACAAAUGGCUUAAAUAUAUACAAUUCGAAUGUGGUAUUCGAUCGAGAGGGACGCGUCAUAUCGCGUUAUCGCAAGGUGAAUAUCUAUGUAGAGCGUAAAAAUACCACUUAUCAGCCAGAAUUCGCAAUAUUCGAUACGGAUUUCGGCGUGCGUUUUGCACACUUCAUAUGCUUCGAUUUGCUCUUUUAUACACCGGCCGAGGAAUUGGUGGCUAAAUAUGGCAUUAGGAAUAUCAUACUCACCAGUAUGUUCGCCUCCGAAACGCCAUUUCUAACAGCCGUUCAGCUGCAGCAGUCGUGGGCUUGGGGCAACAAUGUCACCUUACUCGCCGCCGGCGGCAGUUAUCCCCAGUCAGGCGCCACUGGUUCAGGUAUCUAUGCCGGUAGUAGUGGGAGCUUAGUAUCAGCUAUGAUCGGCAACACCGGCGUGCGCCAAAUCUAUGUGGCGAAAGUGCCGAAAUUUGCUGGAAAAAGCCUGUAUACCUCUACACCAGAAACACACACUACAGCUGCAGCGCAACCCCAAACCGGAGUUAGAUUACUGCGCGAUCCACAGUUGGAUAACUUCAAUUCACAGCUACUGCAGUUAAAUGCUUCUUCCGCGAUUUCAGUCGAGCUCUGUGCCGAAACGCUCUGCUGUAGUCUGAUUGCCGAAACAACAACUACAGAAAAUUCUUACGGUAAUGGCACUACCUCUGAUACUUACCAAUACCGCUUUGGCGUCUUCACUGGGACGCGUUCGUAUGAGAAGGAGCAGUACAGCGAUGUAGCCAUUUGUGCUAUAUAUGCUUGUACCGAUGACACAGUCUCGAGCUGUGGUCUCUUAUUCCCUGCAAAUACGACCGUAAUGCCGAAGUUUGCUUUCAAACGUUUGCAAAUUGAGGGGAGCUUUCAAAAGACCGAACGUUUGUUGAUUAUGCCAAAUACACUUGAUUUGAGCUUUUAUUCCCUGCAACCAGCUCAGGUGGCUUGGAACCUCGCCAAUAAAAGCAAAUCAUAUGAGGCUGCAAUAGAGUUAAAAGCCUCUGCUGACAAUCUUCUGGCUUUUGGCAUUUACGCCAAUUACUAUGACAGUUCAUCGGGGGCACACAAAUAUGGCAGCUCUGUGUUAAUAUUGUCAACAAGUGUUCUACUUUGGAUUGGCGCCUAUGUCACAGAUCUUUUAUAUAUACGAUAUUUUAGUUCUGUUUAAAUGUAUUAAAUAAAUACAUACGAAGAAGUUAGUAAUACAAUUGAGUAAUCUA
This is a messenger RNA of Bactrocera tryoni, 1752 nucleotides long. Its product is annotated as vanin-like protein 3. The transcript is spliced from 4 exons. NCBI's taxonomy places the organism in Eukaryota, Metazoa, Arthropoda, Insecta, Diptera, Tephritidae. The record is from RefSeq and is a predicted model, not a curated record. The coding region runs from base 60 to 1700 and encodes 546 amino acids.